This is a messenger RNA of Funneliformis caledonium, 1569 nucleotides long. Lineage: Eukaryota; Fungi; Glomeromycota; Glomeromycetes; Glomerales; Glomeraceae. The record is from the annotation of a GenBank genome assembly.
AUGAAUCCACAAGAUGAUAAUAGAAUAACGAAUGAUUUAAGUAAAGUGAAUUUAGAUGAUGAAAGAACAAUGGAUGAUUGUGAAAGUACAAAGGAAUUAACCAGUCGCGGUUCUAACGUUUGUACUAUAAUAAAAGGAGUACAUUGUAUAGUUAAAAGUUUUGAAGAAUUUAAUCCAGACUUUACUGAUUGUAUAAGAGAAAUCAAAAACUUUAUAGAAGAUAUUAGUCACUUAAACAAACUUCAAAGAUUUUUUUAUACCGGUGGGAUCAACGAUACUUUUCAAAGACUUACAAAGGAAUUUGACGCAUAUAUGAAUAGUUUGAAUUUUUCUUUUAUGGUAGAAUCUAGAGAUGAGUUUGCAACAAUGAAGGAUGAUGUAAGCCAAAUCAAAGAUAUAUUAACCGUCGUUCAUGGCGUUUCUGACGAUAAACAAUCUCAACAGAAAUUCCUUACUGGAAUGGAUCGAGUGGCCGGAAGAAACAAAGAAUUCAAAAAACAAAACAAAACUACCCCAAAUACGAAUUCAUCUGAACAAAUUAAAACAACUGUAGAAGCAAACGAACCAUUACUUGAAGGCAAUUCUUAUAUUAGAACAAAUAUUUGUCCUUCAAGAAGGAUUGAAAAACGCACUACAGUCAAAGAUUGUAUUGACGUUUCAUUUAAAGAAUUUUCAAAUAAUACAUCUUCGGAUGAGGUGCAAACUCACGUUGGAGCGUUAUUGUGGGAAAUUGCAGAAUUAAAAACACCUCAUUCUGAUCUUGACAAAUCAGAAAUACUUAAUAGCGUUAGAAAACGUAUGCGAGAAAGAUAUUAUGAACCCCUUUCAGAUGAUGUGCCCUUCGAAUGGAAGGAUAUGGUAUCUACUGCUAUGGAAUACGAACGUGAUUGGCGUUCUAAUAUUUCUAUUAUUUGUCGCAAACUUUAUAAAUUGAUGGAACAAUAUUCGGGUACAUCCCGUCCACACAGCGGUUCUAGUGUUUUGAAUAAUGAAAAUGAAGCCCCGACACCUUCUAAGGACUAUAAAGUAAAUUAUUCUGUAAAAAAUAAUCAAAAUGCGACUACCGUUUCAACAUCAAUAACUAUUCUCGCAACUGUGUACGACGCAAUUCGCGAACACAAAUCUAAACAUGGAAAGAAAUUGGUUGCAUGGGAUAGUUUCAAAUAUCACUCAGUAAUCGAUGUUGAAGCAAAAUAUUGGGUAGGAUAUUAUUAUUUUUACCAUGGUGAAGAUAUACCUGAAUUACAAUUAAUUAGUGAGGAAGAAAGGAUCAAAAUAGCCAUUAAUAUAUUUAAAGAAACUGCUGAUAAAGGGAAUUCUUCCGCUCAAUUAAGGUAUGGAAUGCAUUUAUGGCAAAAGGAAAAAAAUUAUGUUGAGGGUUUUAAAUAUUUAAAAAUGUCAGCUGAUUCAAAUGAUGCAACGGCCAUGUUUAUCGUUGGAAAAGCUUAUUGGAAUGGUAUCAAUGGAAUUGUUCAAGAUAAGGUACUAGGUGCCCAAUAUUUAAAAAGUGCUGCCGCGGAAGCUAAUUCUAAAGCUAAAGACUUAUGCAAUGAAUAUGGAAUUUCAUAA